AUGGAUCCAUAUGAUAGUGACUCUUCCUUCGAUGAUGAGGGGUGCACUGAGACCGGCGUCCUUCUGGGAUAUGGCUCGGAGGAGAUUCUAGAUGACACGAUCAGUCACCUUGGAGGCUGGCCUGCGUGGCUCGACGAUGCUACCCCGCCUCCAGGUGAAUUCGCCAACUGCAAAGUCUGCAAUCGCCCUAUGCUGUUGCUCCUUGAAUUGAACGGCGACCUCCCCGAACACUUCCCCAAUGACGAGAGACGACUAUACAUAUUCGGAUGCUCAAGAAAAGCAUGCAACCGAAAGCCAGGCAGUAUUCGAGCUCUGCGCGCAACAAGGAAGUUCAAAAUCGAGCAGCCGCGGAAAACAAAGGAGGCCGAACCAGAGAAAGCAAACGAAGAUAAGAAAGAGGAGCCGGCGACCGAAGCUCCCAAACAGGAUCUAGGAGCUAGUCUGUUUGGAGGCGCGUCCCUCACAGGCAGUAUGUCGGCCAACCCCAAUCCUUUCUCGUCGAAUUCGUCUCCCGCGCAAGCCAACAACAUCAACCCAUUUGCGGCCCCUGCCACCGGCCCAUCGCAGUUGUCCCCCAAACCAGCAACACCAGCUCCGUCUACCCUUGCUGAAUCCUUUGCAGACAAGGUCAAAAUCUCCACCCCCGCGCCAACCACCAAGGCCCCCGAGGCCGCAGGUCCCUCUGCACCCUGGCCCCCUCAGUCCGCCUUCCCGGAACCCUACCCCAAUUACUACCUUGACGCAGACUACGAGGCCAUCUCCCGCCCAUCUACGCCCACAAUCCCCGAAAACGUCACCAUCGAAAAGCCCGACGAAGACGACGGCAAAGCCGGCGCUGACCUCAAGGACACCUUCGAAUCCGAAGUCGACAAGGCCUUCAUCCGCUUCUCCACCCGUCUGGGCCACAACCCAGAACAGAUCCUGCGGUACGAAUUCCGCGGGACCCCGCUCCUCUCCUCGUACACCGAUGCCGUGGGCAAGAAACUGCACGAUUCUCAGGGCCCCGGCGCCGGCCAUGUAACGACCAUCCCGAACGGCGCGAGCCGCAUCCCCCGCUGCGAAUACUGCGGCAGCGAACGUGUGUUUGAGCUCCAGCUCGUGCCGCAUGCCAUUGCCCUCCUCGAAGAAGGCCGGGAAGGCGUCGGCUUGGGUCCUAACGACGACGGCAUGGAAUGGGGAACUAUCAUCCUCGGUGUCUGUUCCAAGGACUGCGGACCAGAGGAAGUCAACGUCGUCGGUUGGCGUGAGGAGUGGGCGGGCGUGCAGUGGGAAGAAACGAGCCAAUAG
Molecule: messenger RNA, 1287 nt
Organism: Aspergillus wentii DTO 134E9
Lineage: Eukaryota; Fungi; Ascomycota; Eurotiomycetes; Eurotiales; Aspergillaceae
Product: small subunit rRNA maturation protein TSR4
Exons: 2
Coding region: 1-1287 (428 amino acids)
Biological process (GO): maturation of SSU-rRNA
Cellular component (GO): cytoplasm
Source: RefSeq, a predicted model, not a curated record